CCGGUUUUGUUCGCGGCCGGACCCGCCGCGGGGGCUCACGCGCGCCUCCCGCGGGGGAUCUCCCCCCGCGCCGCCACCCGAGCGGCCCCAUGGCCUUCAACUUCGGCGCGACGGCGGGAGCCGGGGCCGCCAACCCGAGCGGAUUUGGUGGGCUUGAAACUGCAAACUCCACUGCCAGUGGGUUUAAUUUUGGGGGUUUCGGAUUAACUGCUAAUCCCGCGGUGAAUUUUAAUAUUGGGAAUUUCGGUGUUUCCACCACCUCAACUCCACCGUUCAAUUUUGGUAACAGUCUGGCAAGUGCAGGAGCGUUCGGAGGGUUUGGCACCACCACCACCACUGCAGCACCAGCGUUCAGCUUCUCUGCUCCCACCAACACGGGCACCGGCGGACUCUUCGGUGCCACCCAGAACAAAGGCUUUGGAUUUGGCACUAGUUUUGGCACAGGAACUGGAACUGGCUUGGGUAGUGGGUUGGGAACUGGGCUAGGCUUUGGAGGCUUUGGAACCCAGCAGCAGCAGACCACGUUAGGAAGCGGGUUGUUCAGCCAGCCUGCCCAGACACCCGCCCAGUCCAACCAGCUCAUCAAUACAGCCAGUGCCCUGUCGGCUCCGACACUCCUGGGGGAUGAGAGGGAUGCCAUCCUGGCCAAGUGGAAUCAGCUGCAGGCCUUCUGGGGAACGGGCAAAGGGUACUUCAACAACAACAUCGCUCCUGUGGAGUUCACACAGGAAAACCCCUUCUGCAGAUUUAAGGCUGUGGGUUACAGUCUAAUGCCCAACAACAAAGAUGAAGAUGGCCUCGUGGUUUUGGUGUUUAACAGAAAAGAAGCAGAUAUUCGAAGCCAGCAGCAGCAGCUCGUGGAGUCACUGCACAAAAUUCUGGGGGGAAACCAGACCCUCACUGUCAAUGUUGAAGGGGUUAAAACGAUGCCAGAUGACCAGACAGAGGUGAUCAUUUACGUUGUGGAGCGCUCGCCCAACGGCACCUCGAGGAGAGUUCCCGCCACCACCCUCUACGCCCACUUCGAACAAGCCAACAUCAAGUCGUCCCUGCAGCAGCUGGGGGUCAGCCUCUCCAUGGCCAGGACAGAGCUGUCCCCAGCACAGGUCAAGCAGCUCCUGCAGAACCCUCCUGCUGGUGUUGAUCCUAUUAUAUGGGAACAAGCCAAAGUUGAUAAUCCCGAUCCUGACAAGCUUAUUCCUGUGCCAAUGGUGGGUUUCAAGGAACUGUUGAGAAGAUUGAAGGUCCAAGAUCAGAUGACCAAGCAGCAUCAAACUCGAUUAGAUAUAAUAUCAGAAGACAUCAGCGAGCUGCAGAAAAACCAAACGACAACUAUGGCAAAAAUUGCACAGUACAAAAGGAAGCUGAUGGCACUUUCUCACAGAACAUUACAGGUGUUAAUAAAGCAGGAGAUCCAAAGGAAAAGUGGUUAUGCCAUCCAGGCAGAUGAGGAGCAGCUCCGUGUACAGUUGGAUACAAUUCAGUGUGAACUUAAUGCACCAACACAGUUCAAGGGCAGACUGAAUGAGCUCAUGUCCCAGAUCAGGAUGCAGAACCACUUUGGAGCAGUGCGAGCUGAAGAGCGCUAUUACAUAGAUGCAGAUCUCCUAAGGGAAAUCAAGCAACACCUGAAGCAGCAGCAAGAAGGGCUCAGUCACCUAAUCAGCAUCAUCAAGGAUGACUUGGAGGACAUCAAGCUAAUAGAACACGGGCUGAACGAGAGCAUUCCCAUCAGAGGAGGAGUCUUCAGUUGACUGGAUGCUGCUGGGCUUACACAGAACACGUUAGUCAAGUUCAUGGUUCACCUUCCAAGGCUAAAACUUUUGAGGUAAAAUAAAACAUAUCUUGUAGGAGCAACGGUAUUUUGGCUGUUACCUUUAGAAUUAGCAAAGCCUCUUCUAAGCUUUUAAAAUUGACCUUUGGAAGGUUUAUAUUUUGUAAAGCUGUAUAUGCUUUAACAAAAGAAGGAAAACCGAAUCUGUUCAGAUACUGGUUUACUAUAAAACUAUAUGUACUAUUGUACAUUUUUUCUUUUUUUUUCUCUCCUUUUUUUACAACAGCAUUGUCCUAGAAAUACAGUGCUGAGGGGAUUGCUUCACUUGUGACUUGGUUUGUGGAAAGCUUAGCCCCCUUCCGUGUUUCUGUUAAAACAAUCAAGUAACAUUGUGUAAACAGUUAAAUCAUUAUGGGGAUGUUAGUUGCUGUAACUAUGUUGGUCCCUGCAAUACCAGUAGUUUACUGGGGCAAGCUGCAGGAACUUGUUUCCAGUUUCUGUUCUUCCUUUGGACUGCACAGAUCUGCAGGUCAUGUUUUUAUCACUUUACAUAUGUGAUUUAUACAGAGCUUUGGUGCCCCUCUAAGUAACAGGAUGUCCGGACGUUGUCUUCUGCCUUUUUUUAAUUGCCCAAGAGUAAUAAAUUCAGUCUGACUUUGUAA
Corapipo altera (White-ruffed manakin) is the source of this 2436-nucleotide messenger RNA. It is a transcript of the gene NUP54, whose product is annotated as nucleoporin 54. Lineage: Eukaryota; Metazoa; Chordata; Aves; Passeriformes; Pipridae. The record is from RefSeq and is a predicted model, not a curated record. Gene Ontology annotation, cellular component: nuclear pore central transport channel; nuclear pore. The transcript is spliced from 13 exons. Gene Ontology annotation, molecular function: structural constituent of nuclear pore. Gene Ontology annotation, biological process: NLS-bearing protein import into nucleus; nuclear pore organization; protein localization to nuclear inner membrane. The coding region runs from base 90 to 1754 and encodes 554 amino acids.